AUGUCUCCAGCCAAUAUGUCAUGUAUUCACCCCUCGUCCUUCCUGCUGUUGGGAAUCCCAGGACUGGAACAUAUGCAACUCUGGCUUGGCUUCCCAUUUGGUACAGUGUACCUGAUUGCCCUCUUGGGAAAUGUCAUCAUCCUCUUUGUGAUCCAGACUGAGCACAGCCUUCACCAGCCCAUGUUCUACUUGUUGGCCAUGCUGGCCCUCACUGACCUGGGCCUCUCCACUGCCACCGUUCCCAAAAUGCUGAGCAUCUUCUGGUUUGGUCUUAGUGAGACUGCCUUUGGGGGAUGCUUAGCUCAAAUGUUCUUUGUACACCUGUUUACAGGCUUUGAAACAUUCAUGCUUGUAGCCAUGGCUUUUGACCGCUAUGUUGCCAUUUGCCACCCACUUCGAUACAACACAAUCCUCACAAACAGAACUAUCUGUAUUAUUGCUGUUGUAGGAAUGUUGAAAAAUUUUGUUUUGGUUUUUCCACUUGUAUUUCUCCUUUUAAGGCUUUCGUUCUGUGGACAUAAUACUAUCCCUCAUACCUACUGUGAGCACAUGGGCAUUGCCCGUCUGGCUUGUGUCAGCAUAAAGGUCAAUAUAAUAUUUGGAUUAGUUCUUAUCUCUAUGAUACUUCUGGAUGUUAUUUUGAUUGCUAUCUCCUAUGCGAAGAUUCUACAUUCUGUCUUCAAACUCCCAUCUUGGGAGGCCAGGCUCAAAGCACUCAAUACUUGUGGUUCCCAUGUCUGUGUUAUCUUAGCUUUCUUUAUUCCAGCCUUUUUCUCCUUUAUGACUCAUCGAUUUGGCCACAAUAUUCCACGUUAUAUCCACAUUCUCCUGGCUAAUUUAUAUGUGAUAAUUCCUCCUGCUCUUAACCCCAUCAUUUAUGGGGUGAGAACCAAGCAGAUCCGAGAUCGGGUGGUAACAAUCUUUCUUUUUAAGGAUAUUUGA
Molecule: messenger RNA, 942 nt
Organism: Molossus molossus (Pallas's mastiff bat)
Lineage: Eukaryota; Metazoa; Chordata; Mammalia; Chiroptera; Molossidae
Product: olfactory receptor 52E8-like
Exons: 2
Coding region: 1-942 (313 amino acids)
Biological process (GO): G protein-coupled receptor signaling pathway
Cellular component (GO): membrane
Molecular function (GO): olfactory receptor activity; G protein-coupled receptor activity
Source: RefSeq, a predicted model, not a curated record